Messenger RNA from Musa acuminata subsp. malaccensis (wild Malaysian banana), 3530 nucleotides. RefSeq names its product protein NLP2. NCBI's taxonomy places the organism in Eukaryota, Viridiplantae, Streptophyta, Magnoliopsida, Zingiberales, Musaceae. The record is from RefSeq and is a predicted model, not a curated record. Gene Ontology annotation, molecular function: DNA-binding transcription factor activity; protein binding.
UCUCCUGCUCUCUCUCUCUCUCUCUCUCUCUCUCUCCCUCUCCAAGUGUCUGAGCUAGGGUGUCGCUUGCGGUGGAACCCUCUUCCGCCGACCUAUGCUCUUUUGUCCAUGAUUGUGCUCCUUGUUUGUCGCUUUGUUCUGUUGCGAUGGAUUAGGCGAGGCGGUCGGAGAAUUGAUUUGCUGGCGAUUUGGAGGAAAGUUCACAUUUUUUGAAUCGGAAGACUUGUUGUUUAGCUGGAGAAAUGGAUUGAGAGCUGAACUGGGGUUCUGGCGGCGUUUUGGAUCGGUCGCGCUGCGAGAGAUGCGGUUGCAGCUUUUCGGUACUGCGGAUUUACCUUUUUCCGGGUGGGAAUCGGUCUAUGAUCUUUGAACCUAUUGCGAAAAUUCCAGCAGAAAUCUUAUAAAUGGAAGAAUCGAGCUCCCUCCGGGGGAAAAGAUUGUGGUGGUGUCUUUGGUGGGACAGAGUGCUUAAAGGUCGGCUUUUGUGCAGGAACCUCAAUGGAUAUGGGUCCUGGUACGGAUGGUUUCGCCACUGCGGAUUGUGGAUGGAGUGGGAGCCCGAUUCCUUGUGAUCCUUUUGCCCUCUCGGAGCUCGUCAAUUUUGAUGGUUAUAUUGAAUCCUGCAGUCCUGCUACGAUUGUGGACCAGAUUUUUACUAUGAGCUUUUCGAUUGUUCAACAAACGCCUGGUGUGUGGGCUUCCCCCGCGCAAGAUAUCAUUGCUGGAGACACUAGCGUUGCAGCUGGUACUUACUACAGCUGCGGGGAGAAGAUGGCUUCACAAAAAGCUAAUUUGCUGUUGGAGCUGCCGUCGCAUCGCCCUGGGAUGGAUAUUGCAAGUAGGAAGAUUGGUUGCUUUGAUUUUGAUGACAUAUCGAAUCAAGGGAACUCCACUGUUCCUAGACCUUUCGGAGGGGUAUCUCUUCCAGACAGGAUGCUUAGGGCACUGUCCUUGCUCAAGGAAUCAUCAUGUGGUGGUGCAAUUCUCGCCCAGGUCUGGAUGCCCAUUAGACAGGGCAACCAUUAUGUAUUAAGCACCUCCGAACAGCCCUUUCUCUGCGACCAAAAUCUUGCUGGAUACCGUGAAGUUUCAAGGCAUUUCACUUUUUCUACCAAGGAUGCACCUGGUUUGUUUUUGGAGCUUCCUGGGCGUGUAUUUAUCAGUGGAAGACCAGAGUGGACCUCAAAUGUCAUCUAUUACAAUAGAUUUGAGUACUUGAGAGUGGACUAUGCAGUCAUUCAUGAUGUCCGUGGAUCGCUCGCGGUGCCUAUUUUUGAUCCUGAUGGAUGUUCCUGUCAUGCAGUACUUGAGCUUGUUACAACGAUUGAAAAACCAAACUUUGAUACAGAGAUGGAAAGUGUUUCCAAGGCUUUGCAGGCUGUGAACUUGAGGAGCAUAAAAGCACAGGCUCAUCAACAGAGCUUCACAAAGAGUCAGAUAUCUAUAUUUUCGGAGAUACAUGAUGUUUCGAGAGUUAUUUGCCAUGCACACAUGUUGCCACUUGCAAUUACAUGGAUACCCAUUUGGUGUGAUGAUGGUGCAAUAUACGAAGCCAAAUUCGAGAAAGAUGACAUAGGGGUGAUGAAGCCAACUUCAAGGAGGACUAUCCUCUGCAUCCAAAAGUUGGCUUGCUACGUUAAUGAUAGACAAAUGAAGGAUUUUCUUCAUGCAUGUGCUGAACAUCACCUCGAGAAAGGACAAGGUGUUGCUGGGAAAGCACUCCGAUCAAACUAUCCAUUCUUCUCCCCUGAUGUAAGAGUAUAUGAUAUACGUGAAUAUCCACUUGCACACCAUGCCCGUAGGUUUGACCUUCGUGCUGCAGUUGCAUUUAGGCUGAAGAGCACAUACACUGGAAAUGAUGAUUACAUCGUAGAGUUCUUUCUGCCAAUCAAUUGCAGAGGCAUUGAAGAGCAACAGCUCUUGCUAAGUUACCUCUCAAGUACCAUGCGAAGAAUUCAUGGGAGCUUGAGAACUGUCCUGGAUGCUGAAAUAGGUGGGUCGGAGAUCAUGAGAGUAGGCAAUCAUAACGAAGCAUCCUUAGGUUCCUCAUCAACUGCCUUCUCAAUGAAAUCCUCUCAAUUGAUGGACGGCAACAGUGAAACAACUGCUGAAAUGCAUUUUGGUGUUCAGAAUAUGGAGUCUAAUGAACAAAGUGCAGGUGCUCAUCAUGAGCAGUUAAAGUCCAUCUCAAUGAAACAUAUGGAGAAAAAACGCAGCACAGCUGAGAAGAAUAUUAGCUUCAGUGUUCUUCAGCGUUAUUUUUCUGGAAGUCUGAAGGAUGCUGCAAACAGUAUUGGUGUUUGUCCGACAACAUUGAAAAGGGCAUGCAGACAAUAUGGAAUUUUGAGAUGGCCAUCCCGCAAAAUAAAAAAGGUCAAUCGCUCACUGCAAAAGAUCCAGAAAGUGAUAAGGUCUGUACAAGGAGUUGAUGGAGCACUAAAAUAUGAUCCUUCUACUAGGUGCCUUGUUGCAUCCGUCUCCCCGCCAGAAAACCCACCAUUGAUAUCCUCAGAGCCAAAAGGUCAAGAUCUUAUGCCUGCUUCUUCUUCACACGACAGCGAAACAAAUCACUCCAUUGGGAAGGUGGAGCAAGAUUGUUUUUUCCAUGGCAGAAACCUAAGGGGGACCAUGUUAAAAUGUGAAACAAAUAAACUUGGUAUCCCUUCGAAUGACUGUCAUAGAGACUUUACUUCUGAUGGAGGUCUGUUACCAUAUGCUAACAUGCAAGGUGCGUUGAGCUGGCCAUCGUAUUCAAAAGAUGCUUCAGACAGUUCAUAUAAUUCAAAAGAAGCAGUCUGUCAAGGUAGCAAAGAUGGCUUAAGUUUCAUGACCAAUGAAUGUCAGAUUAUGUCAAGAAACUUUAGUUUUGUAGCAUUGCAUCAAAUGGCAAUGGAAGUAGAGUGUAAUGAUGGAAUCAUAGAACACAGUCAUCCUUCUUCCGGUAUGACAGAUUCAUCUAACGGCCGUGCAUUGAAUCACCCUAGUUUUGAGAAAAGCAAGGCAUUGAUCUCCCAAAUAGGCCCAUUGAUUACAGUGAAGGCUACAUACAAUGGUGACACUGUUCGAUUCAAGUUCUUGCUGUCCAUGGGUAGCCACCACCUGUUUGAGGAAAUUGAAAGGAGAUUCAAACUGCUGGCAGGAACAUUCCAGCUCGAGCAUAUGGACAAUGAUGAAGAGUGGGUUCUGUUGGUGAAUGACUCUGAUCUGCAGGAGUGCAUCAAUGUACCAAAUAAUAUUGGAUCGAAGACGGUGAAGCUUCAAGUCCGAGAUGUCCCUUGUAACAUCGGCAGCUCGGCCAGUAGUAACUGCCUAAGGCCCAUGAAGCCUUGAAGAGGAGAGUUAACUGAUGCCUCAUUAGUCUGUGAAUUGGUUAGGCUAUAUCAUUUUGGUUGUGGGUAAUCAACAUAGGAAUCUUAUCUUAAGGGAUGCCAGUAUGUCUCUCGUAUUACCAUGUUUACAUAUUCUAAAUGUAAAAUGGAUAUGAAUGAUUCAGUUAGUAAAGGUGCGGAGGAGCUUUCUUCUAUAUAGUA